This is a messenger RNA of Aspergillus nomiae NRRL 13137, 1286 nucleotides long. RefSeq names its product acyl-CoA desaturase. The annotation marks the transcript as partial. The transcript is spliced from 2 exons. Lineage: Eukaryota; Fungi; Ascomycota; Eurotiomycetes; Eurotiales; Aspergillaceae. Gene Ontology annotation, biological process: unsaturated fatty acid biosynthetic process. Gene Ontology annotation, molecular function: iron ion binding; stearoyl-CoA 9-desaturase activity; heme binding. The record is from RefSeq and is a predicted model, not a curated record. Gene Ontology annotation, cellular component: endoplasmic reticulum membrane.
AAGAUGGACCCUUAUAAAAUGCAAGCGUCUCUACCGAGUAGAGCUUGAAGGGGACAAGAAAAUGUCAUAGAUUCACAAUGGCAACAAGCAGCCUCGCAGACCACCAACCGUGGUAUCAACGCAUCCAAUGGUUCAAUUUCUCCAUGCUGGUUCUCAUCCCGCUAUGGGCUUUUAUCCAGUCACUUUGGGUUCCUUUGAUCUUGAAAACUCUGGUCCUGUCAGCGGUGUACUACAUAUUGUCGCUGGGCUCUAUAACUGCCGGAUACCAUCGCCUAUGGGCGCACAGAUCCUACACAGCAUCGACCCCCCUGAAAUGGCUGCUCGCUGCGUUCGGCGCCGGGAGUCUCCAAGGCUCCAUCCGGUUCUGGGUGCGCGAGCAUCGCCUCCACCACCGAUACACAGACACCGAUCUAGAUCCGUACACUGUGAACAAGGGCCUCCUCCACGCGCACAUCCUAUGGGUUCUCCUCCGUCAGCCACGGAAUGAAAAGAAUAAGCGAGCCCGCAUCAACCUCUCCGAUAUCGACCACGAUCCCGUCGUCGUCUGGCAACAUAAGUACUACUUCCUCGCUGCCUUCGGCAUGGGCUGGCUGCUCCCUUGUCUGGUAGCCGGACUGGGGUGGAACGAUUGGACGGGUGGGUUUCUCUACGCUGGCGUGCUGCGAGCUUUCUUUGUCAAUCAGGCUACGUUCUGUGUGAAUUCUCUGGCGCAUUAUCUGGGCCAUCAGCCGUAUGAUGAUCGACAUACGCCGCGCGACCAUCUGCUCACGGCGCUGAUUACCCUCGGCGAGGGGUUUCAUAACUUCCAUCAUGAGUUUCCGUCGGACUAUCGGAAUGGCAUCGAGUGGCACCAGGUUGAUGUGACGAAGUGGUUUAUCUGGGCGUGUGGCUUUGUCGGGUUAGCGGGUGACCUGAAGCGGUUUCGGUAUGAUGAGAUCGCCAAGGCACGGCUGCAACAGAGGUUCAAGCGGCUCGAUGAGGAGAAACAACGUCUAAACUGGGGGACGCCGCUGGAGGAGCUUCCUGUCAUUGAUUGGACGGAGUAUCAGCGGAGAGUGGAGAUGGGACAGGUGCUUGUCGUUGUGGAGGGCGUCGUGCAUGAUCUUGGGGCGUUCCUAGCUGAGCAUCCUGGGGGGGAGACUGCUCUUAAGGGUAUGCUGGGGAAGGAUGCUACGGCGCUGUUUAACGGCGGCGUCUACGACCAUUCUCGCGUGGCUAGGAACCUGCUGGCUACUAUGCGGAUUGCGGUGCUGAGGGGUGGUGGGGAGGUGGAGUGUUGGAAGUAG